Nerophis lumbriciformis (worm pipefish) is the source of this 2492-nucleotide messenger RNA. Its product is annotated as sex comb on midleg-like protein 2. Gene Ontology annotation, molecular function: histone binding; chromatin binding. Gene Ontology annotation, cellular component: nucleus. Gene Ontology annotation, biological process: negative regulation of DNA-templated transcription. Lineage: Eukaryota; Metazoa; Chordata; Actinopteri; Syngnathiformes; Syngnathidae. The record is from RefSeq and is a predicted model, not a curated record.
CCCACGCGUCGCCUCGCUGAGGCAGACGAUCUUUGGCGCGCCUGACAUGCGCGCAACACUUGGAGGAGGGAAAAAAAUGGCAGCUGGCGAUUAGCAGACAAACAUCUUCUUCAACAUUCUUCCACCGGACACACGGACCCUGAGGAAGACGUGUCAAGUUGAGCAUCAAACAUCCAUCACCAGGCAUCAUGGGAAAAACACUCCUUAAAGAUCAAAGGGAGGGUAAAAAGGACAAAACAGAAGUAACCAAAGAGUCCUUCACUUGGGAAGAAUAUCUUAAAGAGACGUCGUCCACGCCGGCGCCACCCAGCUGCUUUCGACAGGCCACAGUUCCGCCCUCCAACGACUUCAAAGUGGGCAUGAAAGUGGAAGCCCACGACCCGCGCAACGCCACCUCUGUGUGCAUCGCCAGCGUGAUGGGCCUGACGGGGGUGCGCCUGCGACUGCGCCUGGACGGCAGCGACAACAGCAACGACUUCUGGCGCCUGGUGGACACCUCCGACAUCCAGCCCAUCGGCACCUGCGAGAAGAACGGAGACAUGCUGCAACCGCCGCUGGGAUUUCGCAUGAACGCCUCAUCGUGGCCCAUGUUCCUCCUGAGAACCUUGAACGGAGCGGAGAUGGCUCCAGGGACAGCCUUCAAAAAGGAGCCCCCCGGGCCCCCCCAGAACCACUUCAAGCCGGGCAUGAAGCUGGAGGCCGUGGACAAGAAGAACCCGCACCUCAUCUGCCCCGCCACCAUCGGAGAGGUGAAGGGCGAGGAAGUCUUCGUCACGUUCGACGGCUGGAGGGGCGCCUUCGACUACUGGUGCAAGUACGACUCGCGGGAUAUCUUCCCCGUGGGCUGGUGCUCGCUGACCAAGCACAGCCUGCAGACCCCCGGCAACAGUGUCACGCUGCCCAAGAACGUGCCAGUUGUGUCUCCGUCGUCACCCUCCAAGCCCAGCAGGCGGUCCCUGCAGGCCCCCUACAGACUCUCCAACCCGCUGCCCCAGCUGCCCGUCAGGAAGGGCGUACGGGGUCGCCGGCCCAAGAGCGAGACCCUGGCCCUCCUCAAAGCCGCAGCCGAGGCGGCGGCGGCCCAAAGCGACGCCCAGCUGGUGCCUCGGCCGCACAAAAAGAGGGGCCCCAAACCAGGAAGCAAGAGAAAACCCAAGGUUCUCCAAAGGUCGUCGCAUCCAGUCCAGGUCCCACGCGGGAUCCCCGCCGGCUCGCCGUCUGCCGUCUCAACAGGUGCAGGUGGAGUCCGCUCCCGGCGACCACGCCCCCCGUCUCACCUUGCCUUCCCUGUCCCAGUGUGCGUCUACGUCGACAAGCGCGGGAGCUGCGGCCCGCACUUGGACCGCAAGCAAGUGCAGCAUCUGCCGGACCACUUUGGCCCGGGGCCCGCCAAUACCGUGCUGCAGCAGGCGGUCCAGUCCUGCUUGGACUGCGCCUACCAGCCCAAAGUCCUGCUGGGCGCCCUGCACACGCACUCGGGGGGCGGCGAGGUGGUCAGAGUGAGGACCGACGGGGGGGUCCGCCUGGUCAAACUCCCCUCCGCCGCCAGCGCCGCCUUCGUGCUGCGCUUCUUGGAGACCGUGUGUCGUCACCUGCAGUGUGACAACCUGUUCAGCAGCCAGCCCUGCAGCCAUUACGACCACUACCACAGGACCAAGUCAGUGAAAGAGGAGGCGCUGGACACGUCGUUGCUGGCUCGGGUCGGCAAGCGAAGCCUCGCCGGGGUGUCGCCGCCAUACGCCGCGCCGCUCUCUCCCAAACAUGUACGCACCGACGCCCACCCUUCAGAAGCCGAGACGCUGCCGCACCAAGACAGCGUCCUCAUGAAGGAGCAGCGCUACAUGGACUCCGCCUCCAACUCCAUGACCCCGCGACCCCAGAUGCUGCGCAGUUGCUCCGAGUACCGCUCCCCGACUGCGGGCGGCGCCGUGGCCCCCGUCCGCCGCCUCUCGUCCAACCCCGCCUCCACGCCGCUGCUCAGAAGAGUCGAAGCCAGCUCUACCACAGGACCCGACAGCAGCCCCCCAGACCCCGGGAAGAAGCCUUCAUGCUGGUCCAUCCAGGACGUGAUGCACUUUGUCAGGCAUGCUGACCCUGCUACUUUGGCACCACACGCUGAAUUGUUCCGGAAACAUGAGAUUGACGGCAAAGCGCUACUUCUCCUGCGCAGUGACAUGAUGAUGAAGUACAUGGGUCUGAAGCUUGGCCCCGCCCUCAAACUGUGUCACCACAUCGACAGGCUGAAGCAGGGCAAGGUGUGACACAAGGUCACAUGACCGACACACGGGUCACAUGACCGGCACACGGGUCACAUGACUGGACGCAUGACCGCAGCCCGCCGAGCCCAAGAAGAAGAAGGAAGACGUUUCCAUGGUUACCUCUCCAAGAUGAUGUUUCUUCUUCUUCUUGUGGUGAUUGAUGUUGUACAGCGAGAGAGAGAUGGUCACGUGAUGACUUUCACUUCCUGUUUGAAGAAGGAAUGUCUGACCUCG